Rana temporaria (common frog) is the source of this 921-nucleotide messenger RNA. Its product is annotated as beta-microseminoprotein E1-like. The coding region runs from base 61 to 468 and encodes 135 amino acids. The transcript has 4 exons. The record is from RefSeq and is a predicted model, not a curated record. Lineage: Eukaryota; Metazoa; Chordata; Amphibia; Anura; Ranidae.
UAGCAAUGUAUUACUAUUAUAGUCUUUAGAGUCACAUGGCCCCUGGCCAGUAUAUAAAUAAUGAAAACACAUCUUUUCAGCACUCGCCAUAGACCAAUAGAGACAACACCAACAAUGGAUUACCUUCUACCUGCCCUCCUUGUAAUGGGCAUGGUCUCUCUGUGUGGCGCACAGUGUAAUACAGAGCAUUGUACAAAAGUCCUCCGUGAUCCUCAUAAGCAUACUUUAUAUGUGACACGUGACUGUGUUAAGAAUGGAGUGCAUCAUGAAAAGGGAGAGGAGUGGAGAGAAAAGGAUUGUUCAUCAUGUACAUGUGAUGGAGAAAAUAUCAACUGCUGUUCCGAAUUUGCAAAGCCAGUUAUUGAAGAUCCUGCAAACUGUGAGGCUGUUCUCAAUAAGGAAACUUGUAAAUAUGAAGUUAGGCAGAAGGGUAACAAGCCCUGUAAAGUGGACUCCUGGAUUUCCUAAAAAUAUCCUUCAAUACAUUCUCUAUAAUGACAUACUACUAUAAACAUACAGUAAAUAUUAAGCACAAGCAGAACAAUCAACAGAUUGGUAUACAAUUAUUUCACUGGUUACAGAAAAGUUCAAUCCGAAUGAUUCUUGAUGUGAUCAAUUUCACUGAUUCUUUUCUAUCCGUUCUUAAUUUUGCAUUUCCUAUUCAAAUAGUUCCAGUCAGAUUCCAUCCAAGAGCAGGCGUUAAAAAAAAAAAUGCCAUGCAUUCUGAAGAAAUUCCUUUAUUAUCCAGUACAUAACACAACGCAGCAAGUGCAAUAAAUAGACUUUUCAAUUGUGUAAAACAAGGUUAACAUAAAAUCUCAUCAAUUCUAAUUAACUGACUAUUAUUAAAAUAAAUCCACCAAAGAUUUGAAAAUGUUCUGGAAAAAGUGUAAUUCUAAUAAAUGACAUGCUUAAUAUGCA